Messenger RNA from Amyelois transitella, 4973 nucleotides. It is a transcript of the gene Dna2, whose product is annotated as DNA replication ATP-dependent helicase/nuclease DNA2. The coding region runs from base 85 to 3825 and encodes 1246 amino acids. The transcript has 23 exons. Gene Ontology annotation, molecular function: 5'-flap endonuclease activity; single-stranded DNA helicase activity. Lineage: Eukaryota; Metazoa; Arthropoda; Insecta; Lepidoptera; Pyralidae. The record is from RefSeq and is a predicted model, not a curated record. Gene Ontology annotation, cellular component: cytoplasm. Gene Ontology annotation, biological process: replication fork reversal.
CAUUGACAGCACGAAAAGCGCGGCAGGGGUGUAUGUUUAUCUUGUUUCAUGUUUACUUAUUUUAUUAAUUAUUUUUAAAAUACAAUGCGUAAAACACUGAGCUUAAAAAAGACGCAGUCACAAUCAUCUAAUCAAUCGCAAAAACAGAAAUCUAUUACUCAUUUUUUUACUAAAAAUAAUUGUCAGUCUACCAACAAAGAAACAACAAUAUCACAAGAUGCCCAAACUUCUAGACUGACCACAAAAAGGAAGGCUAAUUCGCCUGUUCAAGUAGACACUCACAAGUUGAUAAAUGUACCAAAUAAAGUUACAGUCAAAUAUGAGCAAACAGGAGAGCAGGUAUUUAAGAAAAUUAAGGCAAAUUCUCCUUGUAAAAUCACUUGUAAAUCACCUCAAAAGCAGAAUAAUAAUGAAAAUAAGGGAGUAAAUCAAGCUAAAUCUAUAUUAAAAACGUAUACAACUGAUACAGAAAAUAAACGAUUACCACUUAGUCCCAAAAAGUUAGAAAAUGAUAAUUGUACUAAAAAUAAGGUAACAAAUCAUAUAAAUGGAAAUCAUGAAAUGGUCACAGAGAAUAUAUUUACACCUAAAAAACAAAUCAUUGUUAGUGAGGAUUUUGGUGUUAAUGGGAAGAGGAGUAGUAAGACACCUGAAAGGAGUCCUUUGGAAGCAUUUUGUAAAUCCCCUCAUAUUAGAAAACUACUGACCCCUGAAAAAUUUAGUCACAUAGAAGUGUCGCCAUCUAAAUCAGGGUCAACUAUAAAAUCACUGGAGUUUUGUGAACAAGAUGUCGGGGACAUGUUUGGUGAGGAAUGGGACGUUGGUGAAAUGGAGGACACCCAAGAGGACCUGGAUCUUACAAUUAUUCAGCGCUGUGAAGUUUUAUCAGUAAAACGCCAUGUGAAUAGGCUAGACAUCAGAUUAAAAAACAGCAACAACAACAAAGGCACUUGUUUUGUUGAAGGCAUUUGGCUUGACACACCAUUAUCACCAGGCGAAAUAGUAAGUGUGCUGGCUUGUAGGAAUUCCUCUAAUCAGUUUUAUGUGGGUAACACUUCAGGACUGCUAGUGCUGCGGCCGGAUCACCUGAUAUCCAGCACUAGUGUCGUCAGUGGAGUGUUUUGUAAACGCAAAGCCAUUUUACAAGAACAGUGGAAGGGCAUAGACUGUGCCAAUACAGCUAUGACAGUAGGUAUACUUAUUCACGAGUUAGUACAAAAAGCUCUAACUCAACAAAUAAUGGAUGAAAAACAGUUGAGUUAUGAAGCAGAUCUAAUAAUCAAGGAAUCAUUGCAAAGGCUAUAUGAUGCUGGAAUAACUGAAGAAGAAGCCCGGUCUAAUAUACAAAUUUAUAUCACUCCAUUAUCAGAAUUUAUGAUUAAUUAUGUCGGAGUUUCUCCUCCUACAGUGGUUCGACAACAACCACAAAAAGAUAAAUGGAAUGGGCACAUAGAUAAGAUUUUGGAUAUAGAAGAAAAUUUAUGUUGUCCACAAUUGGGUUUGAAAGGAAAAAUCGAUGCCACAUUGCAAGUAACCAUUCACGACAGGAAAGGUCGAGAGAAAGCUAUAGUUCCGCUGGAACUGAAAAGCGGUAAAGCCUCAGUAUCGGCCGAGCACCGCGGCCAAGUGGUGCUGUACGGCAUGAUGCUCAGUCUGCAGCGGGACGAGGACCCAACUACCAGUCUGCAGCGAGGGUUGCUGCUUUAUCUAAAGGAACGCGUGGAGUUACGUGAAGUAAGCUGCGGGUACCCCGAGCGGCGAGACCUCAUCAUGCUUCGGAACCAACUCGUACAACAUUUGUCUACCACUCUCACAGAUGGCGACACAGAACAAAUAGGUGACAUCGAGGAAGCGUCGUCUCUCCUCCAGCAGAAGUUGCCCGAUCCUAUACAUCAUGAGAAUGCCUGCUCCAAGUGCCCUUAUCUCACUCUCUGUUCACUGCAUUUGUGGCACUGUGACGGACCAACGGUAUCGGAAACGCAUCCACUAUCAAAACUACGGGACAUUGCACUGGGUCACCUUUCAUUAGAUCACAUAAAGUAUUUCAAGCAAUGGACAGCAUUGUUGAGGAUAGAGGAGGGAGCCCAGCACUCGACUGCGCCAUUGCAUUCCCUGUGGACUGACAGCCCUGAGAAGAGAUCUAAGCGGGGCAGUUGCGCACCAAAUCUAACAUUGAAGUCGGUUGUUGGAUCAGAGGAUAGAUACUUACAUAUUUUUCAACGCAGCGAGGAACAUACGGACAGAAAAGGACCUCAAGAAGGUGAAUUUUCUAUAGUGAGCCUCGACAAUCGACCGUGGAUUGCUGCUGGUGUUGUAACAGUAGCCAAUGAAAACGAAAUGCACAUACUCUUGGAGAGAGAUGUAAGUCGGCGAAUGGACAAAAGCACAAAAUUCCAUAUAGACACAUACGAGUCAUAUGCAACAGUCGUUAACAAUUUGACCAACCUUGGAGUGCUGAUGGAAGACAGUGAUCGUGCUCUUACACUUAGGAAGUUGAUAAUAGACAAAGAAGAGCCUAAAUUCGACAAGAAGCUGCCCCGUGACGUGGGCCGCCUCGGCACCAAAUUGAUGCGGUCUUUGAAUAUUCAACAACAAAGAGCAGUUUUGAAGGCAUUAGCAGCUCAAAACUAUGCGUUAUUGCAAGGCUUGCCUGGUACAGGAAAAACCCAAACCAUCAGCGUGCUGAUACAAAUGUUGGUGGCCCUGAAACAACGGGUUCUUGUCACCGCGCACACACACUCCGCUGUGGACAAUGUACUAAGCAGGCUUCCAGAAUCCAUAUCAGUGAUGCGCCUCGGUUCUGCAGGCAGAGUGUCCCCCAGCGUUGCCAGCCGCUGUGAACAACGCCUGGCUGCCCACUGCCGCACUACACGCGAGUUGGAGGCGUUAUACGGCGCCAUGGAAGUAGUAGGCGUGACAUGUCUGGGAGCAGCCCAUGCAAUGCUGUCGCGUACGACAUUCGACGUCUGCAUUGUGGACGAGGCUACGCAGGUGUUGCAGUGCACAGUGCUGAGGCCGCUGUUCGCCGCCAAACGCUUCGUGUUGGUCGGCGAUCCUGAACAGCUGCCGCCCGUCGUCAGGAGUCGUGCAGCGAAGCGUCUCGGUAUGGAAGAGAGUUUGUUCCACCGGCUUAUGAGAGAAGAAGCCACUUCUACAUUACAGCUGCAGUACAGAAUGAACCAAGCUCUAGUGGACUUUGCUAAUGUAGUCUCAUAUAAAUCUCAACUCAAGUGCGCUGACGAAAAGAUUGCUGAAGCUAGGCUUAACAUUGAUGUACAGAAAAUAUCCUGUAAAUCAGAAUGGUUGUCACAAGCCUGCAGUCCCAAGCCCGAGUUGGCGGCCGUGUUCGUACACGUGCCGGCGAGCGGCGCCCGCGCGUGCGCCAACCAGACCGAGGGCUGUGUGGUGCUGGCCUUAGCUGAAGCAUUGAUCGAGGGUGGCGUCAAAUCUUCAGAUAUAGGAGUCAUAGCGCCGUACCGCGACCAAGUCGGCCUUCUUCGGCGGACUCUCAGCGUUUUCUCAGUAGAGGCCAGCACUGUCGACCAAUUCCAAGGGCGAGACAAGUCUGUUAUUAUAUACUCGUGUACCAGGAGCGAUGUUAGGGAAGACGCCUCUAAAGUUAAGGAAGGCGAAGUUCUGAACGACCAGCGUCGUUUAGCCGUCAGCGUGACUCGAGCGAAACAUAAGUUCAUAGUAGUAGGGAACUCCAAGGCGCUCAAAAGAUACGCGCCGUUACAGAGACUUAUACAAGCUAGUGUGCAAGUGCCUUUAAGUAAAGAAACCGUUAGUGAAAUAGAGGGUAGAUAUAGAAAAUUUGUUACAUAAUCAUGAAUUUAAUAAAUGUUAUAGAGAAGACUUAUAUAGAGAAUUCCAAAUUCCAAAUUAAAUGUUCCCAUAAAAUUGCGGACGUUCGUAAGUAAUGAUGACCGCUCACCUCGCGGAAGUUUAACCGACUUAGAAAACCGACUCAAUAAAAAGAAAUUACAGACUUAAAAAAUUGCCUGUUUUACUUUCCAUCUUUUUCAAAUUAAGCCAAUUUUUAUCAAGUAAAGGGUGAGUGGUUUUUCCGCGUUAGUUAUACUUCCACGGCUCGCUGUUUUAGGUGGGCCGUAUGCGUGUUUGUCAAACAAACUCGAACAAAAGAUCUACUGCAAAGUCAUGCAUAGCACUGUUCUCCUUGUGAUAAAGAGGGUAUUAUUAAAUAUUCUGUUAUAAAAUCUCAGAGUGGGUAAUUUAAUGUAACUUUUGUAAUACCUACCCUUCACAACCGUAAUGAGCCAUAUGGCUGUAUUAUUUUUGAGGGUAGACAUAAAACUGCGCCACUCACUUAAAACAUCACAUCGUGUUUGUAUUUGUAUUGUGUACAAGUUGGUCAAAAUGUUCGAACCAACUGAAUUCUCUCGACGAUUCAAUCGGUAAGUUUAAUGCAGGACACGCAAUAUCAAAUAUUAACUAUCAGUAUUUGUAUACACCAAUGCAUUUAGGUUGACUCAUGCAUUUCUCUCCUGCGAGAGACUAGACAUUUAGACGAAUAGCAUGCGGUAUAGAUUUUUGUAGUUCUGUUAUUUUUUUUUAAUGUCUUGUUUUAGAUUUUUAAGUUUGAUGUACUUAAACAUGUUGAAUUCUUAUCAUGUUUUCUGAUGUAGGUAGAAAAUUAUAAAUUGUGAACCUUAAAAAUAUUGUUUUUUAUCGAAAUAAAGUAUUUUCGAUGUCAAUUUGUAUAAUUGGGCAAGUAUUAUUUGCUUACCCUGUGCCAUCAUUCUCCUGGCAUUGCGUCCUCGGCUAUCUGGAAAGCAGCCGUAGGUCAGCUUGUAACGACGAUCCUGGUGUGGGUAAGUCAGGGUUUAGGUGGCCUGUGUUUUGCUAAAAGUUAAUACCAAGAGACUGACUUCUUAUCCGCUCAUUAUUACAAGAAGGUAAAUUAAUUUCUGCUCCGAAGAUAUUGUCAACUUAGUAUUUUUUGGUCAAUACGU